AUGUGUCCUAAUUCAGAAGAUGAAGCUGAGAAAAUGUCUCGUGUGCCAUACCAGGAAGCCGUGGGAAGCUUGUUGUUUGCUGCACAAGUGUCAAGACCGGAUAUAUCUUUUGCAGUCAACAAUGUAAGCAGAUACACACGCAAUCCAGGGCUAACACAUUGGACUGCAACAAAACGCAUCAUGAGGUACUUGAGGGGUACAAUUCAGUAUAAAUUGGAAUUCGACGGACAACGGAGCAGCCAGGUGAUCGGUUACGCAGAUUCUGAUUGGGCCAACAACGUGGAUGAUCGCAGGUCAAUUACCGGUUAUGCUUUCUUGAAAAAUGGAACAGCUAUUUCGUGGGGAACCAAACGGCAAAGCACAGUAUCUCUUUCUACAACCGAAAGUGAGUACAUGGCGAUGAGCAUGGCAACCCAAGAAGCUUUAUGGUUACGGAACCUUAGUGCGGAGCUUGGUUUUUGUAAAGGACCUAUAGUACCCAGACAGCACCAAACGUUCGGCGAACGUUUAUUUUAUAGCCAAAUAAUGCCCCAACGUCCCGGGACUUUAAAUGAACGUUCAAAGGACGUAUUUUAA
This is a messenger RNA of Photinus pyralis (common eastern firefly), 576 nucleotides long. Its product is annotated as secreted RxLR effector protein 161-like. The coding region runs from base 1 to 576 and encodes 191 amino acids. The record is from RefSeq and is a predicted model, not a curated record. The transcript has a single exon. Lineage: Eukaryota; Metazoa; Arthropoda; Insecta; Coleoptera; Lampyridae.